CAAUCCGACCCGACCUGCGGUCCUCGGCCGGCGGCUCGGCUUCCUCGUCUCGCUGCCCCUCACUACCACGCAACCAGUAAAAACCUCUCACCCCCGAACCCCUCCGCCGCCGACGCCGCCGCCGUGGCCAAGGAGCGCGAAAGGGACGCGACCUAUCCCUCGGACCUCGGACGCGGCUCCAGAUCUCCGCCGCCGCCCGCUUCUCUUCCAUGGAGGCGAGAUCCUCGUCCUCUGCGGCCGCCGUGCCGCCGCCCCCCUCCAUACCCUCGUCCAGCGACCAGGGCGUCUGGGCUGACGUCUCGCCGCUCCUCGCCGCCGCUUGCUGUGAUCUCCAGGAUGGGGAACUUGUACAUGGAGAAAACUUUAGUCUAUUUGCUGCAAUGUCUGCAUUGGAAAUAAUGGAUCCAAAAAUGGAUUCUGGAAUUGAGAGAAGUCGAUACAACUCCGUUGAAGAGGCCAUAGAAGAUGGUGUUGCACCAAUCCCACUUAGCUUGGACAGGACACUUGAUGUUCAACGCUCUAUUGAUGUCAUGGAUCAUCUUUUCUCAUGUGAGGCAACAUGGCACAAGGGGCACACUCUAGCUCAGACUGUAUUUACAUGUAUCUACCUUAUGAGAAUGGAGAGAACUUCAUCGCAUGCUGUACUAAAUAGCUUUUGCAGGAUUUUGCGUGCUACUUGUAAUGCUGUCAUUUCUGUUGUUUCUACUGCCCGAACUCAUGAGGAAGAGGAUCUCUUUACUAUGUCUUUUGGGCUGCCUUUGAGAGAUGAAGGUGAUGAAAAGUGCCUGUCAAUUCUAAACUCGGUUGAAGAGACAAUAUCUCGUCAAUUACGUGCAUGUAAAGCCCAGGCAUUGUCCAAGAAAAAAACACUAGAAGGUCUUGAAUCCCUGCAGGAUAAUCCUGAUCUGGAAGAGGAUUACUGCAGAGCUCUGUUAUGCAGAUUACGUUUUCGUAAGCAUUUCUACCAUGUUGUUAUGUGCAUGAGGAAACCUCAUGGAAGAGGAUUGGAGUUGGCCCGGAAGCAUGUUGCUUCAUGCUUGACAGAGCUUAAUUUGAUGCUUAAGUCUCGGGAGUUUCUCAAGUCCCAGUCCAGCACUACGUUACAGCAAGGUGAUGGAAACUGCACCACUGCUUCUGGUUGUCAACCUGUUGGCUUUGAUGUUAGCUUAAACAGCAGACUUUUGAGUCCCACACCACCACGUGCGGUAAAAGUACUUAGCUGGAGCGAUGCCAUCAGGUACUUUGAGAGGCUUCUGCAUGAUCUUGAUGUCAUCUGCACUUCGUCGCUCGAUCCUGUGCUUGAGAAUGUGCUUUACUUUAUUGUACAGUUCCAAAAAACAGUGCCAGAUUUGGUUCCUAGAGCAUUUCUUCAGACUUUAUUGGUCCAAGAUGGCAAACUUUAUGGUGAACACUUGUUUUCUGAUGUCAUUUCAAGGGCUUUAUCACUACCGGACAUUAUUGGAGAUAAGGAAUUUCAGAUGAAUGAGUUUGUUGUGCAGCUAGGUCAGUUAGUUGUCAACUUGAUAAAAAUUCUUUGUACAAACACUGCAUGGCAACGGCGCAAGCUUGGGAAGAGUUUACAGGAUUGGAGUACUAUUUCCAUACAGUUGGAGCUUGCUCUGAAAAGAGAGUUCGGUGAAACUAGAAAUGUCUUGCAGAAUGAGAAUAUGUGCAUGAGAGUAUCAAAGCAACUUCUUAUUUGGACUCAGGAGCAUGCAUACUGGGUUGCUUUUCGGUUUCUCACAUUGGGUUUCGAACUUGACCUAUAUUCUCCAGGCGAAUAUUGUAUGGUGUACUGGUACAUGUAUGUGGUGCUUACAAAGCUAAUAGAAAAGAUGCAGUUACGAGUUCUUGCUAUUAGCGAAACCUCACGAAGAAAGGGGAAAAAGAAGAAGGAUCACUCAAAGGAUUCAGCUCGGGAUAUAACAUUUUCAUCCUCUUGUUUAUUGCUUCAAUGCUAUCUCUUGCUAUCAGAGGGACUCUCAAUGAUGCUAGCUGUUCUCAGAAACGAAAGUAGGUCAUUCCAAUUACCAAGUAUCUUUAACACUGAACAAGAGAGAUUCAUGCAGCACUUUGAUCUUCUUCUGAAAGCUCGAGUCCCUGAGCACAUUUCCUUCUAUAGUUUUAAGGAAUCAUCUUCCCGGGCAGGCAUAUCGGAUUUGGUGAAAUACAACUUCUUCAAGGAAAUUCAGAAGAUAGCCCCCUCUCUAAGGGGCAGUUUCGCAAGUGAAUCAGAAAAACUUGCCGAGGUCCGUCGUAUAGAGCAGGUAGCUGAGCACAACAGGAUAGCCCUAAAUAUUAUCAACCAAGUUGGAGCUGGCGAUCCAUCUCUGAGGGUCUCGUUUGAGUUUACACACCACCCUCACUUUGCAGUGGCAGUUGUGAAGAGAUCAUGAUUCAAGUAUGGCAUCAUGUGCCAAUUCUUUACCCCUCAUCUUGAUAGUUAUAGCAGAAAAAUCUUGUUCACGUGUUGCUCACAUGUUCAUUGGUUCUUCAGAGCGCAACACCAUGUGUUUUAGGUUGUACACAAACACCAUGUAGCAAUUUUGUAGGCAAGGAAAAUCAGAUGCCGGGAAAAAGCCCUCGCCCCUGGCAUUAUUUUGUAAGCAAAUUUUGAGUUCACUUACUAUGCGAAACAUAAUUAUACAGAUGUGUAAUUUUUGUGAUCAUUCGUCACUGACGAAUUUACUUCAAUGGGUUUGACUGGUAUGACAGGGUCGA
Messenger RNA from Sorghum bicolor (sorghum), 2721 nucleotides. Its product is annotated as N-alpha-acetyltransferase 35, NatC auxiliary subunit. The record is from RefSeq and is a predicted model, not a curated record. Gene Ontology annotation, biological process: N-terminal peptidyl-methionine acetylation. The transcript is spliced from 16 exons. Gene Ontology annotation, cellular component: NatC complex. Bases 210 to 2396 code for a protein of 728 amino acids. NCBI's taxonomy places the organism in Eukaryota, Viridiplantae, Streptophyta, Magnoliopsida, Poales, Poaceae.